GACCAUCAUGAUAAAUGCUUGUCAAGAGCCAUGGACCCCUUAAAACACCAAACACAGCCAUCGGAGAGAACAAACCAAGAGGGUGAGACUUCAUCACAACCCCAGCUCUCACCUAAGCAGCUUGCAGCUGCCAAGACUUUGCCCUCGGCAAGUCUUAAUCAAGAGGGGGAGACCUCAGUGUCAGAUCUUUCAUUUGAGCUACCAACAUCAUCUGAGAGCAUGGAAAUAAUUAUUGAUGUUGAUGCUGAUACUGACAUCGAUAUAAUCACUCCUGAAAGUUCAUACUCUGAUGCUGCUGACCCAGAUGUGCCAUCACUCAAACGAACUGACAGCAUAUUUCUUACCAGUGAAUACCUGCAGUCAAUCUCCAAGGUGGCUGACACACCAGAAGCUUCUGGAAGUUGUAUUGAAAGCACUGAUGAUGAAUAUAUUCCAUCAAAAGACUCAGGGAAUGAAAGUAGUUCAGAGGGAUUUGACAGUCCUGCAAAAAGGGUCCCAUUGUUGAAAAUUAAGAAAACAAAGAAGUCACAAAAGACUUCCAGAAGAAAAACACUUCCAAGUACAUCUUCGGACCUGAAGCAGACACUCACCUCAGGGGAUCGGAUGCCAUCAGACAGAUUGCAAAGGAAUGUGGAGCGAAGCAUCCAGAAACACUGUCCUCAACUAAGUUGAGAAAGCAUGUGUCCACACUGUCGACAGUCCUAAACCUGAGAGACAAUGAGAUGGACAUCCUCGCAAAUUUUCUAGGCCAUGAUAUCAGAGUCCAUAGGGAGUACUAUAGACUGCCUGAAGGAACACUUGAGUUGGCUAAAGUCAGCAAAGUGCUCAUUGCUCUAGAACAAGGCCGACUGUCAGACUUCAAGGGAAUGAGCCUCGAUCAAAUCCAAAUUAAUCCCAAUGAAGAAAUGCAGGAAGAUGUGGAAAGUGAUCUUUCAGAGACGGAUGCAUCAAAGGAGUCAUCUUUCAGCUCCUCAACAUCGAGAUCCCAAAGAUCGAGAAGUCAGCCAACCACUGAUGAGUUUGAUGAAGCACCC
Molecule: messenger RNA, 1034 nt
Organism: Oreochromis aureus
Lineage: Eukaryota; Metazoa; Chordata; Actinopteri; Cichliformes; Cichlidae
Exons: 8
Coding region: 31-672 (213 amino acids)
Source: RefSeq, a predicted model, not a curated record